AUGGGGAAGGAUUGUAGUGGCGGGAUUUUCAGCCCUACGUGUUUGAAAAUAGAAGCUAUAUCGCUAUUGGAGAAACUUAAUUCAAAGGAGGAGCUCCAGUUGUUGCCUGGUGUAAGUGUGGUGAAGGAAGAUAAGGAGAAUGGGAGUAAAGCUGAUGAAUUUGCCGCGGAAUUGGCAAGAGCGCUGCCUUCAAAACCAGACGAGAGAUUGGAUAAAUAUCUGCUCUAUAGAUUGGGAUCUUACUUGGAUUCGCAUUCAGUGAAACUUAGGCUGUUAGAUGAUGGUGCUACUGAAGAUGCGAGGGCUUUGAUUAGUGAAGGAAGAGGAAAAGGAGGUGGCCUGGGCGGUGGCAAGAAAGGCGGUAUGGGUGGAUUGUUAGCCGCCGGGCUUAUGAUGAAAGGUACAAUGAUGUCACUAGGCUUAGGAGCGCUCGCGCUUUUAGCGGGCAAAGCGCUGAUGACCGCUCUAAUGUCUCUCCUUCUCUCCGCUGUCAUUGGCCUGAAAUCUCUCUCCUCAGGCGGUAAAUCCACGACGUAUGAAAUCGUUUCUAAACCUGUUUACAGCCAUUCUCAUUCCCAUUCAACUGCGCAUGAAGAUGUAGGAGGUUACGGCCAUUCAGGGUACGGCAGAAACUUAAAGGCUAGACGCUAA
Messenger RNA from Colias croceus (clouded yellow), 651 nucleotides. RefSeq lists its product as uncharacterized. Bases 1 to 651 code for a protein of 216 amino acids. The transcript has 2 exons. Lineage: Eukaryota; Metazoa; Arthropoda; Insecta; Lepidoptera; Pieridae. The record is from RefSeq and is a predicted model, not a curated record.